GUUCUGCUUUUACCUUGCAGAAGCCUAAUAAGUAGGACCCGCUGACUUUUCAAAGAAAAACUGUUCUCUCUUUCGACUGGCAAGACAGCGUCCUACUAUUGAAAAUGUGUGUUGUUGAGGUGGUGGGAGGGGAGAAGAGGUCAAGGAAGGGAUGCUGUCAGUGUCUUUGCAAAGAAGAAAAGGAUUUCUGCAGUCAAAACAGCCACAAGUAAGAUCAACAAUGAAGAAGGUACCUCGUAAAUUCUUUUCAUAUCUACAAUUUCAAAAGGCUUUACAGUUUCUUCAGUUCCAAUCAAGAGAUGCUGGUGGAAAUGUAAAGCAGCUUCGAUGUAUAACAUCAGGUCCAGCAGCUAGUGCGACAACUUCUGACUUGAUUGAAGUGUUUGGGAAAUUCUACAGUCGAGAUGAUUAUACAAAUAUUACACCAAAGAUAUUGUCCAAAGUGGGAAAAAGCUUACAUAACCAAAGAAAUCAUCCUUUAUGGCUCAUUAAAGAACGCAUUAAGAAACAUUUCUAUACACAGUAUUUGAAUCGUAAUAGAAAUCCAAUGUUUUCAGUAUAUGAUAAUCUGUCUCCUGUGGUUACCACAGCGCAGAACUUUGACAGUUUGCUUAUACCAGUGGAUCAUGCAAGCAGGAAGAAAGGAGAUAACUUUUACCUGAAUCAAACUAAUAUGCUCCGGGCUCAUACAUCUGCUCACCAACAUGAUCUUAUUCGUGCAGGCCUCAAUGCCUUUCUGGUAGUGGGAGAUGUCUAUCGACGAGAUGAAAUUGAUAGUAGCCACUAUCCAGUCUUCCAUCAAAUGGAAGGAGUCAGACUAUUCUCAAAACAUGAAUUGUUUGCCAAUGUCCAAAAUGGUGAAGAACUUUGCAUUUUUGAGAAGGGAUGCCGCAUACCCUGUAAACAGGAGAGGCACACACUUGAGGCUGUUAAACUACUUGAAUUUGACUUAAAGCAGACGUUAAAGAAAGUCAUGAUAUAUCUCUUUGGGAAAGGACUAGAAAUUAGAUGGGUGGAUUGCUAUUUCCCAUUUACGCAUCCUUCCUUUGAAAUGGAGAUCAAGUUCCAAGGAGAAUGGAUGGAGGUCCUUGGCUGUGGGAUCAUGGAGCAGCAGCUGGUAGACUCAGCUGGUGCUCAAGGCAAGAUUGGAUAUGCUUUUGGUCUGGGGUUAGAACGGAUAGCAAUGAUUUUGUACGGAAUUCCAGAUAUCCGCUUGUUUUGGAGUGAAGAUGAACGAUUCUCCAAGCAGUUCCAGGUUAUUGACAUUGACCAGAAAGUCACAUUUCAGCCCCUCAGCAAAUACCCACCAUUAGUAAAUGACAUCUCUUUUUGGAUUCCAAAAGAAGGCUAUGAAGAAAAUGAUUUCUAUGAUUUGGUGCGAAAUAUUGGCGGUGACCUGGUGGAGAAGGUCAGCCUUAUUGACCAGUUUACACAUCCAAAGACUAAAAAGGUCAGCCAUUGCUACAGGGUUACCUAUCGCCACAUGGAACGAACAUUAACCCAGGAAGAGGUGUGUACCAUUCAUCGAGCAAUUGAAAAGGCAACUGUGGAGAAAAUGGGAGUGGAAGGCAGAUUUUAAAAUCAAGAAAAUAAUUAUUUUUUUUCUGCUUUAACUGCAGUCUACCUAUUGGUUUUCUUGUGCUCAAUAAGUGAUGAAAUACAGAUGAAGAUUCAAUUAAUGCCAAACUUGAUUUGAGUAAAGCUCAGCAUUUUGGAUUAAUAUGUCUGCUCUUUUUUUCUUGUGCUUUGUACAGAGGCACUAGCCUUCAUUUGUAAAACAGAAGGGUUUAUCUUUAGGUUUUAUGCUGUGGUCCAUGUUAAUUGGCUCCCAAGAGUUAAGCUGUUUCGGGAAAGUGCCCGUCAUGUCAUCCAUUCAUCAGACCAAAUUAGACUCCUACUGACAUAAUUUCUACAUCAAGCAAUUUGAUAGCAGCUUUCCUGAUAUGGGAAGAAUCAGAAAUAUUUGCUUUCAUUUUCAGUAUAUUCUUGCAAUAAUUGAUGCAGGAAAAAACACAAUGUAUAUGUCGAUUUUACCUAAACAAUUCCUUUAGGAUCACUUAUGCCUUAUAAAACCUUUUAACACUGGAUUGAUUCUAUUGUUUUAUCUUACUAUGAAUAUAUUUAAUUUUAUUACUUUCUAGAUAAUAGGAAAAUAAGUCCAAGUUUGUGACACAAUCAAAUUAUCAUCUUAAAUAGUACAGAACCUAUGAGAUACUAAAAACAUAUUUACUACAUGGACAACACAAACCUAAGCAUUUAUUUCCAGUUUUAUGCAGUGUCCCUAAAUUUCCUGGGUCAUUCUUCUGAUCUCCUAGUAUGAGUCUAGUAAGAGAACAGCAUUGACUUUGGAUUAACAGUAUAAACAGAUAAAAUAGCUAAUUGCACAAUUUGUCUGGGGAUUCCAAUGGUUUCUACGAAUACCUCAGCAUGAAAUUGUGAGAACCAAUUGGAAAUUAAGGACACUUGUCUUAUCAGUUGGUAACAUUGUCACCUGUAAUGUGCAAGGAUCUGGGUUCAAUUCCUGUUCCAAGAAUAAGUAGAAAAAUCAAGGCUCAUACUCCAGUGCAGUCUUGAUGGUCUACCGCACUGCAGGAAAACACUGUCUCUCAGAUGAGAUGUUAAAUUACAAUCUCUUCUGUCUGCUUGAGUGUAAAAGAUCUCACGGUAUUACUUUGAAGAAGUUGAGGGAAGGUUUCCAUUGCCUUAUGGCCAAUAUUUAUCUCUCAAUGAUCAUCAUAAAGACAGACAGUGGGAUGCAAAUUGGCUGCUAUGAUUCCUGAAUCACAACAAUGACUGCUUCACCAGUAGGUCACAUUGUCUGUAAAGCAUCUGGGACUUCAGGUGAUUUGAAAGGGACGAUAUAAAUGCAGCUCAAAUUUUCAUUUUUAUAGUCUAAUGUCACUUGACUUUUGGCCCUUUGAAGAAAACUACCGAUGCUGGUGCAAAUAGUGUCCUAAACCCUGUCAUGCCAACUAAAAAUGUUCCACAGAAAAGGUAUGUAGCCACUGGAAAGGAGAUCAUGGGGGUUGCAUGAGGGGAUUUUAUGGAAUCUAGAAAAGUGGGAUAAGUGGUAUGCAGUGUGAUUUAAUAAGGCAGGAUGCAAAAUUUCAAUUUCCCACGAUUGGGUUGAGAUGUAGAGAUAGAUUUUCCUUGUUUAACCCUAAAACAUAAGAGAGGGUGGCAGGAAAAUGGUCUUUGUCUCUUGAAGGGGCGGGAUUCAUAGAGUAAGUCAGUGGUGAAGGGUGUUGUGGAGUGGAUGCAUGGAAGGAUGGAAAAGAGUUCCAGGGGAUGACAGAAGGAGGAGUCUGGGCAUGUAGGAAUGAUGCAGGGAGAUGCUAAUGUUAUGGUGAGGUGGGGGACUGUCAAUCAAGGUAAGAAAAUUAGAGGCCUAAAAGGCAGUAUUGAUACUGUCCAACCUGUGGCCAACUCAAGGUGUUGUGCGCACAAGUCCUUAAGCUGUGAAUUCAUCUACAAUAUUUCAAUUAUGUCUGAAAAGAGUAAACUCAUACGAUAUCCUUUACAAUGCUUGGAAGGGAAGGCCAGCUGUGCCUGCAAGUUCUGCUAUGUCUCACAAAGUGUAAACAACUUUGGAGCUGAAAAAUGUGUU
Messenger RNA from Chiloscyllium plagiosum (whitespotted bambooshark), 3607 nucleotides. Lineage: Eukaryota; Metazoa; Chordata; Chondrichthyes; Orectolobiformes; Hemiscylliidae. The record is from RefSeq and is a predicted model, not a curated record.